AGCGCGCGGAAUUACACUCUUCUUCCUCGAGUCACAGCUGAUUUGCUCGCCAUCUUGGCAUGAAUAUAAACAUUGCUUCCCUCUGCUCAAUGAUCGCACCGUUAUCUCUAAACACCGAAAAAUUGGCAGCACUUUACCGAAACAGCCUUAAUACUGUAUUGCAACGUCGGGAAGGCACGAACUAGAUGUUUAGGAAAUCACUGCGCACGUAGAUGAACAUACAAGUCAGUAUAAUGUGGGUUUCCUGAGCACUCGCUUAAGGGAUGGGAGACCUGGAAGGACCCCCAUCUGCAGACUGAAGGAGAGAGUCUUACUGUAGAUUACAGUAGAAAUGGACCUGGACUAUGAAAGACGCCUGUUAAGGCAAAUCAACCACCAGAAUGUCCCUGAGGGCCACCUGUCCAAGUCAGGGUAUGCAGCGUGCAGUCCGGUUACUGUGAAAUCAGGAGACAGAUUCAUCCCCACACGUGCCGGCAGCAACUGGAGCAUAAACUUCCAUUAUGCCAAUGAGAACUGUUGGUCACCCAAUCAGAAUCAGCGGGCGAAGGAUGCUAGUACAGACACAGGGAAAGACGCUGUGGCGUAUGCUGCACUGCUAAGGAAUGAGCUGUUGGGAGCAGGAAUCGAAACUGUGCCUGAUCCUCACACGGAUGACCGGCGACACACCAUCCUCAUGCAGGACACACACAGCCUCUUCAGGUACACCAUCCACACAAAGAGAGUGCCUUCUGACAGUGAAAUCUCCCCCUACUCCCUCUCUCCUCUCAGUAACAAAAGUCACAAACUUUUACGUUCACCCCGAAAGCCUGCACGCAAGAUUUCCAAGAUUCCAUUCAAGGUUCUUGAUGCCCCAGAGUUGCAGGAUGACUUCUACCUCAACUUGGUGGACUGGUCAGCUGGAAAUCUCUUGAGUGUUGGUUUGGGGGCCUGUGUUUACCUGUGGAGUGCCUGUACCAGUCAGGUGACGCGGUUGUGUGACUUAUCAGUAGAUGGUGACUCUGUUACAUCAGUGUGCUGGAAUGAGAGGGGAAGUUUAGUGGCUGUAGGGACCCAUAAAGGAUUUGUUCAGAUUUGGGACGCAGCUGGAGGGAGGAAGCUGACCAGUUUGGAGGGACAUUCAGCACGCGUAGGAGCGCUUGCGUGGAAUGGAGAGCAGCUGUCGUCGGGUAGCCGGGACAGAGUGAUUCUGCAGCGGGACGUGAGGACACCUCCUCCAAUGGAGAGACGCCUCCAGGGCCACAGGCAGGAAGUGUGUGGCCUCAAGUGGUCACCUGACCACCAGCACCUCGCCUCUGGAGGGAACGAUAACAAGUUACUGGUGUGGAACAGCUCCAGUCUGCUCCCUGUUCAGCAGUACAGCGAUCACCUGGCCGCCGUGAAGGCCAUCGCCUGGUCUCCUCACCAACACGGCCUGCUGGCUUCCGGAGGAGGAACAGCUGACCGCUGCCUUCGCUUCUGGAACACUCUGACCGGACAGGCGUUACAGAGUACUGACACCGGCUCACAGGUCUGCAACCUGGCCUGGUCCAAACACGCCAACGAGCUGGUCAGCACACACGGCUACUCCCAGAACCAGAUCCUGGUGUGGAAAUACCCAUCGCUCACCCAGGUGGCCAAGCUCACAGGACAUUCAUACCGAGUGCUCUACUUGGCAGUGUCUCCAGAUGGCGAGGCCAUCGUAACGGGAGCAGGAGACGAGACGCUGAGGUUCUGGAAUGUCUUCAGCAAAACACGCUGCACCAAGGAAUCCAAAUCCGUGUUGAACCUCUUCACCAGGAUACGGUAAUUCACAGCCGGAGAGCAAUCCAUCCAAUCACAUGAACGAAUGGAAGCCUUGAACUCACUCUGUUCUGUGUCCUUGCAUCAACUCCAGACCCUUGGACAGAGAGAGAGACCACAGCACUUCCUUCACUCUCACUUUUUUACUCAGCAGAUUUCUGUUUUAUCCUGUAAAAUGCCAGUGAGGGCUGUUGUUUAUGUUAAGAUUCAGUCCGUUCUUUUUAUUAUUGUACAUUGUGGAAGUCCAAACAGAUGUGUUAUUUCACAAGUAGAAGUAUUAAUAGAGAAAUUAACCUAUAUGACCUAUAUUGUCAUUAUCAUGACUUUUAGUCAUGAGGUUAAAAUGAAAUGGCUUGUUAUGAACAUUUAAGUAUUUUAUAUGUGUAUCAAAACAGAUCAUGAUAUCUGUGAGAAAUAAAUACACUUAACACUAA
Messenger RNA from Cyprinus carpio (common carp), 2213 nucleotides. RefSeq names its product fizzy-related protein homolog. Gene Ontology annotation, biological process: anaphase-promoting complex-dependent catabolic process; positive regulation of anaphase-promoting complex-dependent catabolic process; positive regulation of ubiquitin protein ligase activity. Gene Ontology annotation, cellular component: anaphase-promoting complex. The record is from RefSeq and is a predicted model, not a curated record. Lineage: Eukaryota; Metazoa; Chordata; Actinopteri; Cypriniformes; Cyprinidae. Gene Ontology annotation, molecular function: anaphase-promoting complex binding; protein binding; ubiquitin ligase activator activity.